Messenger RNA from Anopheles moucheti, 1215 nucleotides. RefSeq names its product protein tilB (gene tilB). Bases 1 to 1215 code for a protein of 404 amino acids. The record is from RefSeq and is a predicted model, not a curated record. Gene Ontology annotation, molecular function: protein binding. The transcript has 2 exons. Gene Ontology annotation, cellular component: cytoplasm. Gene Ontology annotation, biological process: outer dynein arm assembly. Lineage: Eukaryota; Metazoa; Arthropoda; Insecta; Diptera; Culicidae.
AUGGUUAGAAUUACAGAACAGUUGAUACGUAAGAAAUCGGAGCAUAACGAGCUAAUUAUCGGUACGCUUGAGGAACUUUCGUUACAUCAGGAAGACAUCGAGCGCAUCGAGCAUAUCGGUCAAUGGUGUCGAGAUCUCAAGAUACUACUGCUGCAAUCGAAUCUCAUCCCAAGGUUGGAGAAUCUAAAUCGACUGAAGAGACUAGAAUAUCUAAAUGUAGCAAUCAACAACAUCGAACGUAUCGAAAACCUGGAACCACUAGAGGCACUUCGGAAGCUCGACCUAACACUCAACUUUGUCGGGGAGCUAACGAGUGUUGAAAGUCUCCAGGGUAACUACAACUUGCGUGAGAUGUUCCUUACCGGUAAUCCCUGCACGGAUUUUCCGGGAUAUCGGGAGUACGUCAUAACGGUUCUCCCGCAGCUAGACCAUCUCGACGGGAAAGAAAUUACACGCAGUGAACGUUUGCGUGCUGCCAAAGACUUUGCUUCCUUGCGUGAAACGGUCGUACAGCAUGAAGUGUUACACAAGAUCGAACGGGAUGAGCAACGGGUUCGUGUGCAGCAGUCGAUUACGGAGCAGGAAGAGUGUGUACGUGAUCUGCCGGAUGAUGAUGAGCGAAAGGCAAGCGAAUUCUGGCAGCAGAAAAGCGAACACUGUCCAGAAACACGCAUCCAAAUGGCAAAGUUCUCACGCCGCGGUAAAGACCGCCCUGCCAGGGAUGCCGAUAAGUCGGAAGAGCAGAAACGAAAGCGAAGACUCUUUGCUGAAUGUGGUCGCCCGUACAGUUUGAAUGAACCACGGUUAAGCUUUGAAUUUCGCGAUGAACCGGAUCGAUUCGAGCUGGAUUUACAUCUGUACAAAUAUCUCGACACGUCGCUGGUGGAUGUGGACGCCCAACCAAACUAUGUGCGCGUAACGGUCAAAGGUAAGGUGUUUCAACUUGCCCUUAAGCAUGAAAUCCAGGCAGAUCGUUCCACCUGUCAACGAUCGCAAACCACCGGACACAUGUUAGUUGUGAUGCCAAAGGUACACCCCGAACGCAUGAUUAAACCAUCUACGGGAAGACAAAUGAUUUCUUCUUCAGGAUCUGGAACGGUGGCACGACCCAACACUAAUUUAACUGGAACCGUAGAUAUUCGAAGCAUUUGCAACAGCACCAACAAUUCAAAACCGUCCCGAAUAAAUGAAGACGAAGUACCGGACUUGAUUUAA